AUAAGCGGAGGAGCGCCGCUGGACAGCCAUCGAGAGCUUUCUAGAAACGUGUAUUGCCCGUGGACGGAGGCUAACCGGCACGGGCUGUCUUGUGCUCUCUGGGUUCGGUGAAGACGUCUGAAGAUCUAUUGCAAGCCAGAUGGCUAAGUGGGGAGAAGGAGACCCUCGCUGGAUUGUGGAGGAGCGGGCUGACGCGACUAACGUCAACAAUUGGCAUUGGACUGAACGAGAUGCUACAAACUGGUCGUCUGACAAGUUGAAAUCCCUGCUCCUGGGCCUGAGUGUGGAAAAUGAUGAGGGCAUGUGUGAGGUCACUGAUGUUGGCAAGGUGGAAGGAGAGGCAUCUAUCAACAACCGCAAAGGGAAACUCAUUUUCUUCUAUGAAUGGAACCUGAAAGCAACUUGGACUGGAAAAUCUAAAGCGGGGAUCAAAUAUAAAGGAAGCAUCGAAGUUCCAAACCUCUCUGAUGAGAACGACAUGGAUGAUCUUGAUAUAUCUAUAACGCUGAAUAAAGACGAGCCAGACACUACACUGAUCACUCUAAUGAAGACGAAGGGAGCUGAAAAAAUCCGUGAGGCUCUGGGAAGCUAUGUAGGCUUCCUAAAGACAGAGUUCACGCAAGGAAUGAUUUUGCCUACUGCCAACGGCAUGGCCAAGCCUCAGUCCUCGCAGUCCAAAGCCAAGGUGGAUAAAACUCAGAUAUCCGCAGGCAGCACAGCCACUCCAUCAAACGCUGGUGUGAAAAUCCCCACCUGUAAAUUCAGUAUGAAAGAGACCUUCCUCACCUCACCAGCAGAUCUCUUCAGGGUCUUCAUCAACCAGGAGAUGGUCCAGGCUUUCACGCAUUCUCAGGCCAUGGUGGACGGAGAGAGGGGCGGGAGGUUUCGCUUGCUAGAUGGAAAUGUGCUCGGUGAAUUCGCGGAGCUGGUACCUGAGCAGAAAAUAGUCAUGAAGUGGAGGUACAACACCUGGCCCUGUGAACAUUAUGCAACAAUUGCAUUGACCUUCUUUGACCUGGGCAACGAGACGGAGCUAAAAGUGGAGUGUCGAGGAGUCCCCGAGAACGAGGAGGAGAGGACAAAGCAAGGCUGGCAGAGAUACUACUUCGAAUCCAUCAAACAGACUUUCGGUUAUGGAGCACGAAUCUACUGAAGCCGGUCUACGGCGGUACUUUUUUGUUUUUUUUUCAAGUCUUCAUGUUGCUCAGUUCCUCAGACGCAUUCAUUUCAAUUGGAAAAAGCUGUAAGAGGUAACGCGAAGGCUGUAAUAGGUGGGCUAAACUGUUCAUCUGUGUUCUCAUGUAUGAAUAUUUUAAUUCCACAACACGUUUUGUUUGUUAUCACCCCCCAACUCAGUAUUCUGGUCAGUUGUUUGAGCGUACAAGAACUGUGCCUUUAGGUCUCAGGAUGGGAAAUUAUGAAUAAAUAAAGAGAAUCCAUUGGUUUGAUGGGAAAACAAUUUGGCCUCCAGUUCUAAAUAUAUUUAAGCGUUUCUUUUGUGUGAAAGAAACAAUAUAUUGCUUUGAAAAUGAAUGAGUUCUGUUUUUUAUUUUGUCCUUCAUGUUUUAGUGUAAUAAAGAUGCUUUCAGCGAAGAUGCAUGUUCCAUUUAAAACUUGAUGGAUGCUGGGGGGGCUGGGGUUAGACUUCUGGAUAUGAACUAUACUAGUGGACUGUGUCACAAUAGCUAAGCAGUACUGUCGGCUGUUUUUCUUUUUUUUUCUAUUCCAUCAUGCACGUCACGAGCCCAGCAUCUGAGCUAGGAACACACCGGUUUGGGCUUUUGGCAGUAACGUUUAAACACGAUGUACGUCAACGUGUAAAUAUUUUCAAUUUCUUAUGCAGGGAGGAGGCCCGGUGACUAGAAAAAGAAAAAAAGUUCUGCUUUUGUCGGCUUCAAAAUGUAAAUUUUAUCAUAUGAAGAAAAUGUAAAUUUCCAUCUGGUUUCAAGACAAAAUGCAUCUAUUUAUUCUUCAUUUCAUCCCUGUGCAUUGUACAAAGACGAGUUUCUUGUAAUAAACCAA
This is a messenger RNA of Lampris incognitus (smalleye Pacific opah), 2022 nucleotides long. Its product is annotated as activator of 90 kDa heat shock protein ATPase homolog 1-like. Gene Ontology annotation, cellular component: cytosol. The transcript has 9 exons. The coding region runs from base 140 to 1153 and encodes 337 amino acids. The record is from RefSeq and is a predicted model, not a curated record. Gene Ontology annotation, biological process: positive regulation of ATP-dependent activity; protein folding. Lineage: Eukaryota; Metazoa; Chordata; Actinopteri; Lampriformes; Lampridae. Gene Ontology annotation, molecular function: ATPase activator activity; protein-folding chaperone binding.